UUGUAAAGUGUGAUAAACAAAAGAGAGAGAGAGAGAGAAGAGAAAGAAUCAAACAAAGGGGAAGAACAAAAAAGAAAUGGCGUAUAGGAGAAGACAAGGGAUCACAAGAGCUUCAACAUUCAACGACGAUAUCUACAAUCAAACACCUGAUCACGACCACGGCGAUCUCAAAGGUCACUCCAACGGCGGAUCCUCCUUCAGAUCUUCUCAAUCUUUCUCCUCUCAUUCCUCCCUUGCCGCUCAAGCAAUCCGCGCCUCCAAUUCCCACGACGAUGCAACGACGAGGAACGAGAGCCGCGGCUUCUGGGGUAUCCUCGCUCAGAAAGCCAAAUCAAUCCUCGAGGAGGACGAAGAAGAAGAGCAUCAACAACACCAACACCAACAACAACAACGAAACGUCGUCGUUUCAGAGCCCUCGAAUAAUAAUAAUAACAAUAACCCUACGAUACGCAAAAGCAUAGAGAAGAUCACUACGACGAUGAAUCAUAUCGGAGACAGUUUCGAAAAGGGCCGUACGAUCGUAGAGUCUCAGAUCAGGAAGAAAGGAUCAGAUCUAAUGGAGAACGGUCCACGGCAACCGUUAACGCAACCGAGCCCACACGAGUCUCAGCUCAAAGCUUCUCGUGACGUGGCCAUGGCUACAGCAGCCAAGGCCAAGCUCCUCCUACGCGAAUUAAAAACGGUUAAAGCCGACCUAGCGUUCGCUAAACAAAGAUGUUCCCAGCUUGAGGAAGAAAACAAACGGUUAAGAGAUAACCGGGAAAAGGGUAACACCAAUCCAGCGGACGAUGACCUAAUCAGGCUUCAGCUUGAGACGUUACUUGCGGAGAAAGCAAGAUUAGCGCACGAGAACUCUAUCUACGCGAGAGAGAACAGGUUCUUGAGAGAGAUCGUUGAGUAUCAUCAGUUAACGAUGCAGGACGUUGUUUAUAUCGACGAAGGUAUCGAAGAAGUCGCUGAGGUGAAUCCUUCCAUCACUCGAACGCUCUCCAUGGCUUCGUUUUCGGGUGCUUCUGAGUUGCCUGUCUCUCCUUCUCCUUCGUCUCCGGGUUCGCCUUCUCGGCUUUCGGUUUCUACCGAUGUUUAUCCGGUUUUGGUUCAGCAGAGUUCGGCUAGUGAUGUUGUUGAGAGUCCUAAACCGGUUCGACCACCUUCUUUGGGAUAUGCGGAUGAUGGUAAGAGACCAUCGUCUCAGCUCUCUGUUUAGAUUCGAUGAGUUGAUUAUUCUUUAUUACCAUUUUGAUUUGUGUCUUGUGUUCGAAAUUCUUUUGUUUUUAUUAGCAGAAGCGUGUUCUUUUUAUUACCUUGGUUUCAUUUUGGUUCUGUUGUGUAAUAGUUUCUACUUGUUCUAAACAUUUUUGCCCAUGUAAA
Molecule: messenger RNA, 1371 nt
Organism: Brassica oleracea var. oleracea
Lineage: Eukaryota; Viridiplantae; Streptophyta; Magnoliopsida; Brassicales; Brassicaceae
Exons: 1
Coding region: 77-1207 (376 amino acids)
Source: RefSeq, a predicted model, not a curated record